AUGUACUCGCGCACAUCAGUGCCAGUGACCGUCGAUGGAUACGACUUCCCCGCCGAGAGUUCGUUUGCUAUUCACAACAUGGGUAUGGGACGAUAUGCAAAGGAGUGGGGAUUUAAGGAUGAUGACAUAGAUCCGUCAGCGUUUAGACAUGAGCGUUGGGCUGAAGAAGGUCUAUACUCACGUGUAACCACACAUAAUGUGUUCAAUCCCUUAGGAGGGGGCCAGAGAAGGUGUCCUGGUAUUGUCUUGGGUCAAGAGGAGGUGCGGAUGGUUUUGGCUACGAUUCUCACAGAUUACGCCUUUGAAGCAUCAGAACACCAUGACAUGGACUUCAAGGCUGCGCUCACACUCGGGAGUCGAUAUGGUGCCUGGGUCAAGGUGCGCAAGACAAGUGAGUACUUAAAAAAAUGUGGAGGCGGGUCAGAAUAUUCAAGCACCGGGAGCACAAUAAAUAUUCUAUUUCCCUGA
Molecule: messenger RNA, 468 nt
Organism: Sphaeroforma arctica JP610
Lineage: Eukaryota; Ichthyosporea; Ichthyophonida
Exons: 1
Coding region: 1-468 (155 amino acids)
Molecular function (GO): heme binding; iron ion binding; monooxygenase activity
Source: RefSeq, a predicted model, not a curated record